Molecule: messenger RNA, 669 nt
Organism: Triticum dicoccoides
Lineage: Eukaryota; Viridiplantae; Streptophyta; Magnoliopsida; Poales; Poaceae
Exons: 2
Coding region: 47-361 (104 amino acids)
Molecular function (GO): chitin binding
Source: RefSeq, a predicted model, not a curated record
AAUCCGCCUAUCAUUCCUUCCUUCGCGCCGAUUGACAACCUCUGCAAUGGCGAAGAACCACGGAGCUGCCGCUCUCGUGAUCGCGUCCCUUCUCGUCGCGGUCACCCUCGCCGACGCCAGGGUCGCCGUGCAGGUGCGCCGCGACCUGAACGAAGGUCACGUGGUGCCGGCGAGCGACGCGAAGGCGGCGCCGGCGCUGACGUGCAGCAAGGUGCAGGGGCUGAAGGCGGGCGAGACCUGCUUCUCCGUCGCGCUGCUCGGAGGCCUGACCCUGGAGUCGUUCCUCGUCUGCAACCCCAACAUCGACUGCGCCAAGACCUUCGUCGGCCAGUGGGUCUGCCUCCGCGCCUCCACUGCUUGACCAGUCGCUGCACGCACCCGUGCAUCGAUCACCGGUAGCGUUAUGAAUCCAGGGGGUGUGCUCUCCUCCUUGUACCUUGGGAAAGGUGUGGCUACUCUCAGGUGUGCCCACACCCCUUAUCCUGGCCAUCCAAAACCUCCGCGAUGUGUGCAAGGGGCUAUCCUAGUCCAUGACGUUUGCAGCAUUAGUGCGGGCAUCUCUGGCCAUUAGUUUAUUUUAUUCCUUAAGCUCUAUAGCUGUGCAGCCCUACAUUCUAGGCAUGUGACUCACAAGACCGACAAACAUCACAGACAUGUCACUGUAGCUUG